AUGGAAUGGCAAGUUGCUGGAAGAUUCUGGGCAAAGAUUUGUGCCAUGCUUGACUUUCUCGUGCAGCCUCAUCUGCCUUAUCUUGCCUUCCUUCUACAGAGGCACGUGUCCUUAAUGUUGGCUGCUUUCUUCGUUGUGCAGAUUUUUCAUUUGCCAAUGAAUCUACUGGCAAAACCAGAGAACAGAUAUUGUGAUACAUCACAUUUACAAUGCGAGUGGUUACAGUCUGCUUAUUGCAAUUGGGAUUGGGGUUUAUGUGGGCAAACACACCUACAGAAGAAAGAAUGGGAUAAAAAAUUUAAAAGGUGCGAGGCUGCAGUUCUUGCAGUUCAAGUAUGCAACAAUAAAGAAAGCAACAGAAAAUUUCCAAGUUCGCAGGGAAGGAGGGUUUGGUGAAGUAUACAAGGGCAACCUAGCAGAUGGCAGAGCAAUCGCAGUAAAGCGUUUAUAUGCCAAUAGAGAUAGUAGAAUUUUAGAGAUUUGCAAUGAAAUGGACAUUAUCAGCAGAGAAAAACACAAGAACUUGGUUUGAUUCCUCGGUUGCUGUUUCGCUGGUGUUGAUAGCUUUCUUGUCUGUGAAUGCCUGGCUAACAGAAACCUUGAUCUCAUAUUAUUUGGUAAGCUAUCAACAUUAGAUUUGAACUCUGAAAACAUAUUAAAAGAGUCAUUAUUGCU
Messenger RNA from Hevea brasiliensis (rubber tree), 675 nucleotides. RefSeq lists its product as uncharacterized. The record is from RefSeq and is a predicted model, not a curated record. The transcript has 4 exons. NCBI's taxonomy places the organism in Eukaryota, Viridiplantae, Streptophyta, Magnoliopsida, Malpighiales, Euphorbiaceae. The coding region runs from base 1 to 396 and encodes 131 amino acids.